AUGAUGAUGAUGUAUCAGCCUAUUAGUCGAAAAGAGUUAGAAAAAUAUUUGCCCAAUUUCGAUCCUUCCUGUGAUCCCCAAGUGGGCGAAUGGUUACUUGUUACUCCUCAUCGUCGUGUGGCACUUGUGGAUCCACUUAUUCAGAUCUCCCAAAAAGAAAAGAUGCGACCUAUUUAUCCAUGCAGUGAGGAAAGAGGUUUAACUGUUGUAUCCCCCACAGAGACGUUACCAGACACAGAAGCAUCGACGACCACACGUAUAGAUGAUCCUUCUCGUGUAUUCCCAUCAUUAGAAAAAGUGCGUCAGAAAUACUGUCGUCAUCGUCCUCAUUGCAUUUCUAAAUAUGAGAAUAUAAAAGAUGAUAAUAACAAUAAGAAGGAUAAGGAUGAUGAGGGAAAGAAUGAAAUGAAAGGAAAUGAAGAUGAUUAUGAAGCUGAUGACACCAUACUUUAUUUGAAUCCAAGAGCACUACUUUUGACACCAUGUGCACCAGCAGUGUUUGGUGGAUCUGAUUUUAUUGAGGGAUUAGAGACUGAAACCGGUCGUGUAGUUUUUGUAAACUGGCGAACAGGUGAAGUACGCACAGACACCGCAGCAUUACAACCGAAACCAACUCCAGAGUGGGCUGAAGGUGUAUUGGAGAAGGCCACAGUAGAGUUUGAGUCGUGGCUAAGGCGUGAGGUUAGUAUGAAUGAAAGAAAACCAGAAGGAAAGGAAGAGGACCGUGAUGUACCACCGUUGCAAAAGAUGCGGAUUCAUUGA
Trypanosoma theileri is the source of this 762-nucleotide messenger RNA. RefSeq lists its product as uncharacterized. NCBI's taxonomy places the organism in Eukaryota, Euglenozoa, Kinetoplastea, Trypanosomatida, Trypanosomatidae. The record is from RefSeq and is a predicted model, not a curated record. The transcript has a single exon. The coding region runs from base 1 to 762 and encodes 253 amino acids.